AUGAAUGGGCAAGUCGUUGAAGCUGUAAAGUGUAUAAUUAUAGUACGUUCUCGUCGUCGAGAGUCCAGUUUGAAUGACGAAAAUGGCGAACAGAAUUCCAAAUGCUCAUCGGCGACAAAUCCGAUGCUUAACCGUAGUUAUCCAAACGUUUUUGAGGGUAGUCAGUUUACACCGAUGCAACCGGGUGGCUCAAGUUCUGGACGACUUCGAACAGCUGUAGUUGGUCCACGUACUGUCGGCAGGGAAUAUGAUGAAGAAUUUGCUGUAUAUUCAGACGAUGUUGUCAACAGGAUGAGUAGAUCGUUGUAUGAAAAUAGUUGUGAUUUUGGUUACAAUCAAUCAACGCCGAAACGUCGUGAUCGCUCAACGGGACCUUAUCGGCAUAGCGUACAAGGAUUAGAUGGUUAG
This is a messenger RNA of Enterobius vermicularis (human pinworm), 408 nucleotides long. NCBI's taxonomy places the organism in Eukaryota, Metazoa, Nematoda, Chromadorea, Rhabditida, Oxyuridae. The record is from the annotation of a GenBank genome assembly.